CGUUGCAUUGUGGGGCACAACGUAAAGAUGGUAGCGGUCAUAGAGAGCACGUCGAAGCGAUCAUAACAUACUUCUAUUUGUUAAUUUCCUCCACAGUAAAGCUUUGCUGUUGCAAUAGCAGAGGCCUAAUCUGAUACAGAACUGUUAUUCUAAGAGAGAACAGGAGAUGUUUGGAGGUUUGUUAAGAGCUGGGUCGACCUUCUUCCACUCUGCUGGAACACUGCUGCUCCCAGCCAGGACCAUUUCUACAGGGACUUGCUGCCAGAUCAGGAUGCAUGCUAUUCCUCAGCCUAAAGAAGUUGACAGGUGGACCGAAAAAAGGAGCAUGUUUGGAGUUUAUGACAACAUCGGCAUCUUAGGGGAUUUCAAAGCCCAUCCUAAAGACCUCAUCAUUGCCCCCUGUUGGCUGAAGGGUUUUAGAGGUAAUGAAUUGCAGCGUUUGAUUAGAAAAAAGAAGAUGGUGGGAGACAGGAUGAUGACUCUGGACCGACACAACUUGGAGAAGAGGAUCCGCUUCCUCUACAGACGCUUCAACCGCACCGGAAAGCACCGCUAAUACCGCAGCAAACCUCACUCAACAAGAACUGUCAGAGUUUUUUCAUGUCAAUUCAUCAUAUGACUGUUAUGUUGAGUAAUUUAAUGAGGAAAUAUAUAUUUCAGACAUCGUGUACUUA
Molecule: messenger RNA, 674 nt
Organism: Cyprinodon tularosa
Lineage: Eukaryota; Metazoa; Chordata; Actinopteri; Cyprinodontiformes; Cyprinodontidae
Gene: mrpl51
Product: mitochondrial ribosomal protein L51
Exons: 4
Coding region: 167-556 (129 amino acids)
Biological process (GO): translation
Cellular component (GO): mitochondrial large ribosomal subunit
Molecular function (GO): structural constituent of ribosome
Source: RefSeq, a predicted model, not a curated record